AUGGACGCCGCUGCGGUGAUCGGGUGUUUCAGGGACAGGAGCAUCCUAAUCACCGGCUCCACGGGCUUCCUCGGGAAAAUGCUGGUGGAGAAGAUCCUAAGGGUCCAGCCGGAUGUGAGGAAGCUCUACCUCCUUGUGCGCGCGCCAGACGCCGCAUCCGCCGAGCAUCGCGUGCUCACCGAGGUUGUAGCAACAAAACUUUUUGAUGUUCUGCGAAGCAAGCAUGGAGCUGAUUUCAACUCUUUUAUCAAAAAUAAAAUUUCCCCUCUACCUGGAGACAUCACUAAGGAAACCUGUGCACUCAGAAAUUCUAUGGUUGAACAGAUCUCUGAGGAUAUCCAUGUCAUUGUGAGUGUAGCUGCAACUACUAGCUUCUAUGAGAGAUAUGAUGUCGCUCUGGCAUCAAAUACCUUAGGAGUUGCCCACGUGUGCGAUUUAGCAAAGAAGUGUGCUAAUCUUAAAAUGCUCCUUCAUGUUUCCACUGCUUUCGUAGCCGGGGAGCAAGAAGGCCUGUUAUUGGAGAAGCCGUUUGAUGUAGGCAAAGCACUAAAGAAAGACUAUAACUUGGACAUCCAAUCUGAGAUAAAAUUAGUUGAGAGUGUCAAGUCAAAACUCAGGAUACAAUUCUCUAAUGACAAGAUAGAGAAAAGGAAAAUGAAGGAACUUGGAUUGAAAAGGGCUAGGCACUUUGGUUGGCCUAACGUGUAUUCACUCACAAAGGCCAUGGGGGAGAUGUUGCUAGGAACCUUAGGACGAGACCUUCCAGCUGUCAUAGUACGGCCAAGCAUCAUAUCUAGCACUUUCCAAGAACCAAUGCCUGGUUGGACGGAGGGAACUAGGACAAUGGAUAUGUUGUAUGUUGCUUACAAUGACCAGAAACUUCCGUGUUUUAUCGCUGAUCGUACUGUCAUUGUCGAUGUGAUACCAGGAGACAUGGUAAUUAAUGCACUGAUGGUCGCCAUGGCCAUUCAUUGGGACACACAUGGAACACAGGCAAUUUACCAUGUAACCACAGGCCAUCGGAACCCAUUGCUUUUUUCCACUUUUCUGGAAUCAGGCUAUGAGUAUUUCCGCUCUAAUCCUCGUGUAACCAAGGACGGGAGGAUUGUCAAGGAUAGAAGGGUGAAAUUUUUCAAGACAUAUACAUUUUUUCGUUUAUACAUGAUCCUGCGGUAUAACCUAGCAUUAGAGACGUUGCAUGUGAUGAGUGUAUUUGGGCAUUCAUUGUCCCAGCAUUACAAUAAGCUCAAACGUGGCUACAAUUUCCUGAUACUUGUCGCCAAGUUGUACGCCCCAUAUGCGUUCUUCAAAGGGUGCUUUGAUGACACGAACAUGAGAAAUUUGUGGGCAAUAACCUCUACAGACCAGCUGAAGGAUGGAUCCACGUUUGAUUGUGAUCCUGCAUGCAUCGAUUGGGGCUCAUAUCUCAUCAACACACACAUUCCGGCUGCUCUAACAUAUGCUCGCAAUAAUAAUUAG
Molecule: messenger RNA, 1479 nt
Organism: Triticum turgidum subsp. durum (durum wheat)
Lineage: Eukaryota; Viridiplantae; Streptophyta; Magnoliopsida; Poales; Poaceae
Source: the annotation of a GenBank genome assembly